CAUCAAUGAUCAAUCCCUUUCGUCGUCAGGAUGCGGGAUUGAUCCAACACCACUCUUGUGCGCGCCGUGUUGACCGCAUCACAGUGAGACCAGUGAUGAGUUUAAUUCUUCGACUGGCAACCCUUUAAUAAGCAGCCCUCAGGCCAUUCAUCGUUAUACCCAAACCCCCCACAACCAGCGAUCGGUGCUUAGUGGCUUUUCUCAGACAGGGUCGAGGAAGGCAUACGUCUUGAAGAACACCCAAGUCAUCACUGGUCCUUGUUACCCGUCCCUCCCACAUAUCACUGCGGCAACCAAGUCGCCUCACUCGAACGAUGAAUUUCCUUUUCCCUUGGACUUCAGAACGGAAAACAGAAGUCCGUCAUCCUCCGACGUCGGCUGUCGUGACUAUCCAGGAUCAUAGCACGAGGCGUGUCUCUCUUCGGGAGCUUGUAGAGGAGAAGUGCCCUAGCUUACAUGCCCCGUUCCACCCAGCUUGGUGGCUUCCCAAUGGUCACUUGCAAACCCUGUAUUGCGUGCUGGGAGAUUUCUCUCAGAGAGACAAGAUCGUUUACAAAAGGACCAUGUUACGUUUGAAGGACGGUGGAACUUUGGGAUUGGACUUCACUCCUGUAGAUGAUACCAACUUACGACCCGAUGCCCCCAUCGUCGUCGUGUUGCACGGCCUCACUGGUGGUUCAUACGAAUCCUACGUGAGGGCCAUCCUUUCCCCUGUUUGUCUACCACCUUCGGAAGGGGGCCUUGGAUACCGUGCGGUAGUCGUUAAUUUCCGCGGUUGUGCAGGCGUCCCUAUCACUAGCCCUCAAUUCUACUCAGCGGGCCACACGGAUGACUUCAGACAGGCAAUAUUCUACAUAUCCACUCUUUUUCCGGACGCGCCUUUACUCGGGAUCGGUUUCUCCCUGGGGGCGAAUGUCCUGACAAGAUACGUUGCCGAAGAAGGUCAGCAUUGUCGACUGAGAUCAGCCUGCGUUCUGGGAUGUCCCUGGAACUUAGCCGCAAAUAAUAAAUGGCUCGACUCCACCUACAUUGGUAAUAUAUACUCUAAGGGAAUGGGUCAGAAUUUGGUUAAUCUGCUCAAGAGCCACCUCAACUCGCUCUCGCAAACUCCUGAACACGAUGUAUCAAAGGCGGCAAUGACCGCAGUUGCUCUGAACAAGCCAACUAUCGGGGAAUUUGACAACACGUUCACUAAAGUAGGCGGUGGCUCCUCGCCACCGUGGCCGUUCGCAUCCGGUGCCGACUAUUAUGAAUAUGCAUCUAGUCAUAAAGUGCUUGACGACGUGCGGAUCCCCUUGCUUUCUAUUAACGCAGCAGACGAUCCAGUCGUACAAGAGGUACCCAUGGAUGCCAAGGGAAAUGAGUGGAUAAUUAUGGCAUUGACCUCUCAUGGGGGACACCUUGGGUGGUUCGAGCCGGACGACGACUGGGGUCAAGUUAGAAGGUGGAUCAGACGACCUGUUCUGGAAUGGUUCCACGCCACAGCGGAGGUUCUGCAGAGAGAGACACCGCAACACCUAGAUAUCCGAGAAGUUGACGGUUAUCUCACUGAGGUCGGUAGAGAAAAUUUGGGCUGCAGGGUACUUCAUGAUAAAGAGCAAAUCAUCCGGGGCACAGAAGGCCAAGCAGGCAUCUUGGCAGGUCUAUGACACUUAGUUGUACUACGUCAUUAGAGAUAUAUUAGAGUCGGGUUUACUGAUUUUUGGGGUGGAGCCAGUCUACUCGCUGUCA
This is a messenger RNA of Pisolithus orientalis, 1731 nucleotides long. RefSeq names its product AB-hydrolase YheT. The record is from RefSeq and is a predicted model, not a curated record. The transcript has 8 exons. Gene Ontology annotation, biological process: medium-chain fatty acid catabolic process; medium-chain fatty acid biosynthetic process. NCBI's taxonomy places the organism in Eukaryota, Fungi, Basidiomycota, Agaricomycetes, Boletales, Pisolithaceae. Gene Ontology annotation, molecular function: acetylesterase activity; monoacylglycerol lipase activity. Bases 315 to 1649 code for a protein of 444 amino acids.